This is a messenger RNA of Apus apus (common swift), 2152 nucleotides long. It is a transcript of the gene DRC1, whose product is annotated as dynein regulatory complex subunit 1. Gene Ontology annotation, cellular component: axoneme; axonemal dynein complex. Bases 1 to 2127 code for a protein of 708 amino acids. Lineage: Eukaryota; Metazoa; Chordata; Aves; Apodiformes; Apodidae. Gene Ontology annotation, biological process: regulation of cilium movement; axonemal dynein complex assembly; cilium-dependent cell motility. The record is from RefSeq and is a predicted model, not a curated record. The transcript is spliced from 15 exons.
AUGAGGCGGGGAGCGGCAGCGGGAGCGGCAGCGGCAGCGGGAGCGGAGCCGGCGGCGGGACGGCGAGACCCGGCCUCGGCUCUCGCUGAGCCCGACCCCGAAGCCGAGCCGGGCCCCGAGGAGCGGAUCGCCGCCCGCCGUCGCCGCAUCGCCGACCGCCUCGGGGACAAGCACCGGGAGGAGCUUGAAGAAGAUGUGGAGCCAAAGGUGGAUGAGAAAGAGGAGGAAGAGCAGAGAAAGAGCCAUAAGCAGAUUGAGGAGAGCAGGCAGAGGCUGGCCAAGCUGCUCUUUGAAGGCACGCAGAUGGUGACCAACAUCCAGGUGGCUGCUGACUUGAGGGAAAUACAGAGGAGGGCAGAUGAGGCAGAGCUGAAGCUGCAGAGGGUGGAGAGGCUGGAGAACGAAGCCAAAUCUAGCACAUGCAAGUUUGAGGAGAUCACCUCCAAAUGGGCCUCGGCCAAGGAGAUAAAGAUCCCGCAGGAGCUGUGGCAGCUGCUGAACCAACAGCAGCAGCAAUGUGCACUGCUUCUGGAGAGGAAGAACAAGCUCAUUGGUGACCUGCAGGAGGAGCUGAAAAGCAAAGAUGAGCAGUACGUGCAGACCAUUAAGAAACAGUCGGAUGAUAUCCACCUGCUUUUGGAGAGGAUGGAGGAACAGAGCAGGUUCAUGCUGAAAAAUUACCGUCACCACCUCCUACAGAUUGAGGAAGCUUUUGAGAUGGAACGCCGAGAGCUGCUAGACAACAACAAGAAGAAGUGGGAGGAAAGCAUCCGGGCCCACAAGGCAAAGGAGAUGGAAUACCUGCAAAACCGUAUGAGGAAAGUGGAAGAAUAUGAGAAACAGCUGAAGCAGCUGUGGGUGCAGGAUGAAGAGGAGUACAACAACAUGAAGCUCCUGCUGGAGAACGAUGUGCAGAACCUAGAGAAGCAGCUGCAGCAUAUGAAAGCUGUCUAUCAGCUGAACCAGGAGAAGCUGGAGUUCAACCUUCAGGUGCUUAAGAAGCGAGAGGAGGAGAACACAAUCAUUAGAUCCCAGCAGAAGAGAAAGAUCAACAGGCUCUACAGCAUUCUCAGUAACCUGAAGACCAAACUGGCCAAACAAGAGAAGCAGUUCAGAGAGGAGAACCAGGCCCUGGCAGCUGACUGCAAGCGCAUCAGGGAGCAGUGCAAGGAGGUGCAGAGGAAGACAAGGCACUUUGCUGUCAGCGACGAGAAGAAGUUUGUGGAGGUCUGGCUGAUGAAUGAGGAGGAAGCCAAAGGGCUGAUGCGCAAAGCCCUCGAUGCCGAUCGUGUCAUUCACACCCAGCAACUGGGGCUGCCUUGGGAAGAGCCUCAGGGCUGGUUCCUGAACAACGUUGGUCCCCUUGGGAAUCCCAAAGCAAAGAGUAUGGCAACCGAGGUGGCUGUGGAGAUCCUGACAGAGAGCUGCUCUGGAGGACAGCAGGAGAGAGGGAGAGAGGAGAAGGAAGCAGCGGACAUUGGAGGAGGAGGAAGAGAAAACAUAGUGAAGAUUGAGGAUAGAUCCACAGCUCUGGGAAGUAUCUCCAAGAAGACUGCCAAGAGGAUCCUGGACCUCGUGAAAGCUGAGUCGACCCUUGAGAUCGAUGAUGAGGAUGUCCAGAAUGAGUUGGUUGAUUUUUUCCUGAAGUACAAAGCCCAGGAACUGGCUGCCAGCCAGAGCCAGGGCAGCCCAGGUGGAGAAGAUGUCAUGGAUCUGGCUGAAGACAGAAAGGACAAUGGAACUGGUGGCCUGACGGAAGAACUUGAAUCCCCUCAGAGCUUGCUGAGCUCUGUUCUGUCUGUGGACAUUGAACCUGAUGAUGUCUUAAAGAUCCUGAAAGCCUUUAUGAAGGAUUUUGGCAAGCUGAGGUCCCCAAGGGUGAAGGAUGAAUCGGUGAAGGAGGUGAAACAGGAACGGGACAGCUCGAAGGACGGGGAGUACUGGGAAGCCCUGGCACAUGUUAUCCCCGAGAGCACGUUGAAGCUGUGGGACGCGCUGACACUCGCACUGGAGGACUAUUACGAGGUCCUGAUGCGCCGGGCCAACCUGCUGGCCGAAGUAGCCACCCUGAAGCAGCAGAACGCGGAGCUGUGCCUGCUCCUGAAGGAGUACCUCACCUCUGGGUGAGUGGGGCAUCUGCCUCCCCUGGGGA